AACCAAUACGCGAUGAGCGCAGCAUUAUUGAUCGUUUGCCAUCAUUGACUUGGGCACAAAGAACGAAGAUGCACACAGCUUAGAUCCCUUUGCAUUCGGACAGGUGGUAAACGGGACCAGAUGUGAUCAGACACCGAGAGAAUGCUGCAAUCGCGCCGAUACCAUGGAAAGCUGAUGAAAGAGCUGCCGUCCACCACAGAGGACCAGCGAUACCAGUAUUGCCGCUCGUCACAAUGCCGCCGACCACCCCCUCGCAGUCGAAUAUACGAGCUUAUGUGCGCUGGAAGGAGCCGACUGUGUACGCAGGAGAGGAGAUUGAAUGCAUCAUCACGUUCAAGAACAUAGCCAAGCUGUCGAGCCGAAGGAAGGACAAUGAAGUCAAUGGCAACGGCAACAGUACCACCCAUAGCAGGAGGACUUCGCGAGUACUUGGAUCAGUUCCGCACAGUAGAAAGAGCUCGGCUCAAGUCAGCAAACCAGUCCCGUUGUCAAGAGCGCCGUCCACCACCGCAGCCAGCACAAAGGGAGGACCUCUUGGCCGGAGCCACCGACCUACGCUCUCCUUGAAUGUGGUUUAUGCAUCUUCAAGAGGAAGCAAUGGACCCCCGAGCUCGUACCAGGCGCCAACACCGGGCAGUGCAAAACCCGGCGCAGGUCAUGGAAGGAGUGUGUCCAUCAUGUCAAUGGGUAGUGAAGCCGUGAGUGAGGGAAGGACACCCACUGCUCUUCUUGGUAAGAGGCCUGUGAAAGCGCAUGGCAGGAGUGCGAGUCUGCAAUACACACAUACACCAAGCUUGAGCGCGCAAUCUCCUGCCACCCUUGGGAUGCUCUCGCCGCGUCAACCAUCACCUCUCUACGAAGCCACUACACCUACGAUAGAAACAGAUCCGUCUGGACAAGCGAUACCGAUCAGACCAGGGCGGAGAAGACCUGGUACUCAUUCAACUGGCAAUACGCCACAACUUACAAGGCAAAGCAGUCUGAGAAAACAUGCAAGUGCGGAAGAGCAAGACAAAAGCAGUUUCAAGGACUUCAAGUUUCCAGCCUCGCCUCCAAUGAGCGCAAGCACACUACCGACUGCGGAAUCUCAAGCAGCGAAUAGACUAAAACUGGGCCGCAGCCCUUCUACAAUGCAUUCAGGCAAGCGGCAGGUCUCACCGCGACCACCAGAGGCGUGGCAAGCAGGUGGCGCGAGCAGUUUGAAUCCCUUAUCAAGAGUAAUGUCAGAAACAUCGCAAGAAGGAACGCCUCGGACCAGCAGCGAGUUCUAUGGGAUGAGCAAUCACAGCGACGAAACUUUGACUUCGGAAAUACCAUCCCAACAGACCUUUGGCCGCCUACUUCCAAAGUUCUCGCACUCACGACAGGCUUCUCGAUCGCCGCAAAACAAACCUGCGGAGCCGGAGACUCUCAUGAUGGCUUAUGCGCAGACGAUGGGAAGUUUUACUCUCGAUGGUAGUCUUGUCAAUGCUGCCCCAUUUGAGGAGGUGAAGCGUAAAGGUGUCCAAGGUGGAGGCGGCGUAGUAGGGGUCGAACGGUCGAAGCGCUCGUCUGGCCUGUUUGGCGCUCUUGGCUGGGGUAAUAUUGGCGAGUCUCUAGGUGGAUUACUGGGCGGCGAUGAGAUGAGCUCGAUGGCGCAGAUGAAGGCCAGCGCUGGUUCAAAAACAAUACCUCUGCUUUCAACACCGCAAAGCUUGCUCUUCGUGGACCUUCGCCUCGCACCUGGUGAAAGUAGAAGCUACAGCUAUCGAUUCUCGUUGCCCAGAGGCUUGCCGCCGAGCCACCGAGGAAGGGCAAUCAAGGUUGCGUAUUAUCUGGCACUUAGUGUGCAAAGGCCAGAAGGGCAGCAAGUGAAAAGUGUUGAAGUACCUUUUCGCGUGCUUGGCAGCUACGACAGUCGGGGUGAUCUGCUUGGUCACGACCUGAUGUCGCCCUACGUGCUGUUACGAGAUGCCGCGCAAACGAUGAGCGUGCUGCCUGAUCCCAACACACCAGAUGGGAGGCCGCAGUUUCAAUCUACGAAAGAGCCAAAGAGCAAGAAGAACCCAAAGCAGGGUCUAGAGGACUUUUUACGCUACACGGAGAGGCUACUUGAGCGGGCUGUCGACGAGAACGGCAUACUCCUUUCGCCGACUUCACCUGCGUCUCCAGCAUCACCCAGCCUCUCGAGGCACAGCAACAUGAUCGAGACACCUCCAGCCAAUAUCAGAGAGGCGAUUGAUUUCGCAAUUUUGCGAUCGAAUCUAGUCGACAGCAACGGCAAUCCACGGCAAUCUGGCUCUCAGAGCGCAAAUCGUUUCAACAUUGCUAGAUCAGGCGAGCCUGUCGCGGUCCUGACUAUUCUGCGACCUGCUUACAGGAUCGGCGAAGCUGUGACGGGCACCCUCGAUUUCACUGCACCUUCAACUGCAGCAGACGCCGAACAACAAGCCCCAACCUAUUCAGUCCUCAUCGAGCUCGAAUCAGCCGAGCAUGUUGACCCGUCUCUAGCUCUGCGUAGCGCCAGCUCAAUCAAUCGUGUCACUCGCAGGGUCUAUGCCGCAGCAAGAGAGAACACCAUCUUUGCCAGACAGAUCAGUUUCAAUCUCACGAUCCCACCCAGCGCUGUCCCAACAUUCGAGACUACAGGUGUCAAUCUCAACUGGCGCCUGAAGGUGGAGUUCACCACUCAGCGACAUGUGCAAGGACUUGGUAUUGAAGGCAAUGGUGGUAGCGACGAGGAGCACGAUCUUUUCGAAGAAUUCGGCAGUGAUGAGAGAGGCACGGUAUUUGUUGGUAAAGAGUGGCUGCCAGCUGAUACGUUUGAGAUUGCUGUGCCUUUGAAAGUGUAUGGAUCUGUGGGCAUUGAUAGUAUGAGCGCAGAAAGUGAGCCUCUACUUGUGUAGAUCUAGAAAUCGAAGUAAGCUGUUCGAAAGACACCCUC
Messenger RNA from Pseudocercospora fijiensis CIRAD86, 2923 nucleotides. RefSeq lists its product as uncharacterized. The record is from RefSeq and is a predicted model, not a curated record. The coding region runs from base 234 to 2885 and encodes 883 amino acids. Gene Ontology annotation, cellular component: Ric1-Rgp1 guanyl-nucleotide exchange factor complex; Golgi membrane. The transcript has a single exon. NCBI's taxonomy places the organism in Eukaryota, Fungi, Ascomycota, Dothideomycetes, Mycosphaerellales, Mycosphaerellaceae. Gene Ontology annotation, biological process: retrograde transport, endosome to Golgi.